UUGUGCGGUUGGUUGUGCUAUGGAGUGUUGGACUCACCGAUUUCCGUUAAAACUGCGUGCGUUUGAGCGGGUUGACCCUCUCUCUCUUCCUCUCCUUCUAAAUAUUUAUUUCAUAAAUUACAUAAGAAAAAUAAGAAUUUUCCAAGUUCUUUUCCUUUUCCUUUUCCUAGUAGCAUUAGAUCCAAUUUCCUCGUUCAAGCAGGGAAACUUAAUUCCACCUCAUUUCCUUGUUCUCUCAUAUAUAUAUUUCUUCCUAUUGUUAUUACCCAUAAUAAAUAGGCCAAAUAAAUAUCUAAAAUACCAAGAUUUUAUUGUGAAUAUUAGUAUUUAGAGGAGAGGAGAGGAGAGGGUUGCAUAUAUUUAAGUUCACCUUUUGCCUACACAUCAAGUCAUCACCCUAUCUGGAAUCUUAGGCGUGUUCUUAAGAUAUCGUUGGUUAGACAGGCUUUCACAACAAUUUCAGUCAAUGGAACAGUUGAAAUUAGCGGCAGAAGCUCAGCAAAAAGAGGAUCAUUCUUUUAAGAGCAACCAGAGAAGUGAUGACGCACAUGAGUGCUCAGGCAGUCCUCGAAGUCGAAAGAUAUCAGCUAGAUGGGAUCCGGAUGAACCAUGCAGGCCUGCCAUUGAUGAAGCACCUGUAUUUUAUCCAACUAUUGAGGAGUUUGAAGAUACACUUGGUUACAUAGCAAAGAUACGCCUAGUGGCUGAAUCUUAUGGUAUAUGUCGGAUUGUCCCGCCACCUUCCUGGACCCCUCCCUGCCCUCUUAAGGAUAAAGAGAUGUGGGAGCAUGCUAAAUUUUCCACACGUAUUCAGCAAGUUGACUUGCUUCAAAACAGAGAAGCCAUGAAAAAGAAAAGUAGAGGUCGGAAGCGAAAACGAAGGAGGCACUCAAGAAUGGGAACCAAAAGACGAUCAGAAGCUAAUGUUGCUUCCGAGACUGAUGAGAAGUUUGGGUUCCAUUCAGGAUCAGACUUUACAUUUGAAGAGUUUCAGAGAUAUGCCUAUACUUUCAAGGAGAGUUACUUCAGAUCAAAGGAUGCUAAGGAGGCUUCAAAUUCUGGUGAAACUAGAAGCAAAAUAUGGAAACCCUCUGUGGAAGACAUUGAAGGUGAAUACUGGCGAAUAGUUGAGCAACCAACAGACGAGGUUGAGGUUUACUAUGGAGCUGACUUGGAAACGGGAGUAUUUGGAAGUGGGUUUCCUAAGGCAUCGUCUAUGGUAACCGAAAAUGAUUUGGAUCAGUAUGCAAUGUCUGGUUGGAAUCUAAAUAAUUUCCCACGCCUUCCUGGUUCUGUAUUGUCUUUUGAAGCAAGCGACAUCUCAGGAGUUCUAGUCCCAUGGCUCUAUGUUGGGAUGUGCUUUUCUUCAUUUUGUUGGCAUGUUGAGGACCACCACCUCUAUUCCCUAAAUUAUCUGCACUGGGGUGACCCAAAAGUUUGGUAUGGAGUGUCUGGAAGCCGUGCUCAAUCUUUGGAACGUGCAAUGAGAAAGCAUUUGCCAGAUUUAUUCGAGGAACAACCAGAUUUACUCAAUGAACUGGUCACUCAGCUAUCUCCUUCAGUUUUAAAGUCUGAAGGUGUACCUGUGUAUCGAGCUGUCCAACAUUCUGGGGAGUUUAUUCUUACCUUUCCGAGGGCAUACCAUUCUGGAUUUAAUUGUGGCUUUAAUUGUGCCGAGGCAGUGAAUGUGGCCCCUGUUGAUUGGUUAGAACAUGGGCAAAAUGCAGUUGAGCUAUACAGUGAGCAGUGUCGCAAGACAUCAAUCUCACACGACAAAUUGUUACUGGGAUCAGCACAGGAAGCUGUACAGGCUCUUUGGGAGCUAUCGGUUCUUGGAAAGAAAACUACAAGAAAUUUGAGCUGGCAAAAUGUUUGUGGCAAAGAUGGUGUCCUCACCAGAGCAGUUAAGGUAAAUCUCUCUCUCUCUCUCUCUCAUAUAUAUAUAUAUAUAUAGUUGCAAAAGAUGGAAAGAGACUUUGAUUUGAACGAGAGAGAAUGUUUUUCUUGCUUCUAUGACUUACACUUAUCUGCUGCCAGCUGCAAAUGCUCUCCUGAUCGAUUUUCAUGUCUCAAACAUGCAAAGCAUUUUUGUUCAUGUGACAUCAGUCAUAAAUAUGUCCUUCAACGCCACACUAUCAGUGAAUUAAAUAUGCUGGUUGAAGCAUUGGAAGGGAGAAUAGAAGCCAUGAAAGUAUGGGCAUCCAAGGACCCUGUAGUAGUUUCUAUAGACGAUACUGAUAGGCGUACUGCUAAGUUGGAUCAAGAAAGUAGCAUGUCUCAUAAGAGAGUCAAGUCUUGUAAUCCAAGGGAAACUUCAUCUUGUUGCCCUGUUUCAGAAGAGAAGGUCAACAUAAAUGCAUCUUGCAGUUCAUCUAGUCAAGUUUCUUCUGCGGUUGUCCAGUCAGGGUCACAGCAUGGAGCUUUUAGUUUAAGUGCAUCUCACAUCACUAUGGAUGGUCAAAAUGACGAUGAAACUCUGGCCAUGAAUGACGAGGAAAAGAUGGGGAAUGAGUGCUGUUUUGAUUUAAAUCUUAAUUAUAUGUCUGAUGAACGUGAAAGCAGGACGAUGCACAUAUCUGAUGACUUUGAUAACAAGGCUGUCACAAUUGAGGAGGAUACAUCUACAUCCGUGUCUAAUCAAGAGAAAGUUUGUAGUUCAGAUGUAGCCAGAGACCCAGACAUGAUGAAAGUUGAUAAUGGCUACCCUGCCUGUUCAAGGGACAUCAGGAAUAGUUGUGCGAGUGAUGGCAAUAAGCUGUUCGGUGUUGAACUUUGCUUACCCCAUCCUUCUUCAAACAAACAGUCAAUAAACUUUUCAAAAACUGAAAUUGUCGAGGACUCAGGUGUAAACAUAUCCUUGACUGACCAAAGCUAUCAAUUACAGAAGUUGAGUCCUUCGGUUGAGCCUAUAGAUUUUGGGGCUGUUGUGUCUGGAAAGUUGUGGUGCAGUAAGCAGGCCAUAUAUCCAAAAGGGUAUAGAAGCCGAGUUAAAUUUUAUAGUGUGCUUGACCCAACAAAAGUUUGUAGCUAUAUUUCAGAAGUUCUCGCUGCUGGGCUUCUUGGGCCUCUAUUUAAGGUUACUUUGGAAGAAUGCCCCGGUGAGGCUUUUGCUAAUGUAUCGGCAGAGAAGUGCUGGGAUAUGGUACUGCAGAGACUAAACCAAGAAAUAAAGAGACGGAGUAGUCUAGGGGAAAGUGGACUGCCCCUUUUGCAGCCUAGCAUUAAUGGCCUUGAAAUGUUUGGAUUUCUCUCCCAACCCAUUGUUGAGGCUAUUGAGGCCCUCGAUCCCGACCAUCAAUGUGUGGAGUACUGGAAUUACAAGCGUAUCGUCCCAUUGGCGUUUGGCAAUGUUGGUGAAAUCAAGCAGCAUUCGUUUGAAUCAAGUAGAAGUCUAGGAGAAACAGAUACGAAAAUUUUUGGUAUUACUUUGACAAGGCAGGACCGGGAUAAUCCAUCGGUGGAAGGAGAUCAUCCAACCGAAGAGAUGCAGUUAGUGUUGCGAAGACUAUUAAAGAAGGCAGAUUCCGAAGAGUUGAGGACAUUACAGAGAGUAUUGUGCAGUGAGUCACAAAGUUCAAAAUGGAGAGUGGCAUUCACAUCCUUGAUUGAAGAGAUCCAGAGAAAUGUAGAUAGUUAAGGAAAAGUAAUAAUAGGUCCCCUCAUUCUUUCUCAUUCAAGGUAGCUUCUUUUCCUAUUUAGUCAUUCUUUAGGCCUAUUCUUUGCUAUAAAAAAAUCCAUAACAAGGAAAGAGAGGGAUUCUGGGUCUUGAGUUGGGCACAAAAUUUUGUAAUGUGGCUACUCGUGACUGAAUCUAGAGUUCUGAUUUGGUGA
Messenger RNA from Prunus avium (sweet cherry), 3831 nucleotides. Lineage: Eukaryota; Viridiplantae; Streptophyta; Magnoliopsida; Rosales; Rosaceae. The record is from RefSeq and is a predicted model, not a curated record.